Vidua chalybeata is the source of this 1937-nucleotide messenger RNA. Its product is annotated as keratin-associated protein 10-4-like. The coding region runs from base 1 to 1740 and encodes 579 amino acids. NCBI's taxonomy places the organism in Eukaryota, Metazoa, Chordata, Aves, Passeriformes, Viduidae. The transcript is spliced from 2 exons. The record is from RefSeq and is a predicted model, not a curated record.
AUGUCCUGCCAUCUGCACCAGCACCUCCCUCUGCUCUACCAGGACCCCGUGGCGCUGUCCCCCGGCAUCCCCUUCCCGGCUCAGCGGUGGCACUCCACCACCUGCAUCCCCCAGGCCGUGCCCGGCCAGGUCCCCCUGCAGCGGGCGGUGUCCUCCAGUGUGUGCCAGCAGCAGAGCAUCACCCAGGCCGUGCCACCCUGCCAGCUCCACAGACCCCUCUGUGUGCCCCAGCACCUCCUGCAGCAGCAGCAGCUUGUCCCCAGGCGGGUGACAACGUGCGUGCCACCGCAGCAGCGUGUCACCCCGUGCGCGGCACCGCAGCAGCGCGUGACCGGCGGCGCGGGUGUCACCCGGUGCGUGCCACACCAGGUGGGGGUGACCCAGUGCGUGCCACAGCAGCUGCGGGUGCCACAGCAGUGCCCGCCCGUCCCCCAGCAGCAGAAGAUUGUCCCCAGGUGUGUCACCACCUGCGUGCCACAGCAGCGCGUGACGGGCGGCGCGGGCGUCACCGGCAUCACCCGGUGCGUGCUGCAGCAGCUGCAGGUGCCACCGCCUGAGUGCAUCCCCCAGCAGCAGAAGAUUGUCCCCAGGUGUGUCACCACCUGCGUGCCGCGGCCGCCGUUCGUCACCAAGGGUGUCCCGCAGCAGCAGAGUGCCACCAGGUGCGUCCCCCAGCAGUGUGUGACCAGCGUCUGUCCCCAGCAGGGUGUCCCCAGGUGUGUCACCACCUGUGUCCCCCAGCAGCGCGCGGCCCGGGGCGUAUCGUACCAGUGGGCGACAGCGCCUGUCCCCCAGCAGCGGCAGAGUGUCACCGCCGGUGUCCCCCAGCAGUGGCACAGCAGGUGUGUCACCAAGUGUGUCCCGCAGCAGUGUGACACUGGCGGGGCCAGCAUUUGUGUCCCUCAGCAGCAGCAGAGUGGGACGGUUUGUGUCCCCCCGCAAAGUGCCACCAAGGGUGUCCCCCAGCAAAGUGCCACCAAAUGUGUCCCCCAGCAGUGUGUGACCAAGAGUGUCACUCAACAGAGUGCCACCAAAUGUGUCCCCCAGCAGUAUGGGACAAUUUGUGUCCCCCAGCAAAGUGCCACCAAGUGUGUCCCCCAGCAGUAUGGGACAAUCUGUGUCCCCCAGCAGUGUGUGACCAAGAGUGUCACUCAACAGAGUGCCACCAAGAAUGUCCCCCAGCAGAGCGUGACCAAAUGUGUCCCCCAGCAAGGUAUGACCAAGUGCGUCCCCCAGCAAAGUGCCACCAAAGGUGUCACCCAGAAGUAUGGGACAGUUUGUGUCCCCCAGCAAAGUGCCACCAAAUGUGUCCCCCAGCAAUAUGGGACAAUCUGUGCCCCCCAGCAGUGUGUGACCAAAUGUGUUCCCCAGCAAAGUGCCACCAAGUGUGUCCCCCAGCAAAGUGUCAAGUGUGUCCCUCAGCAGUGUGGCACAAUUUGCGUCCCUCAGCAGAGCGUAACCAAGUGUGUCCCCCAGCAAAGUGCCACCAAAUGUGUCCCCCAGCAAUAUGGGACAAUCUGUGCCCCCCAGCAGUGUGUCACCAAAUGUGUCCCUCAGCAAAGUGCCACCAAAUGUGUCCCCCAGCAGUGUGCGACCAAGAGUGUCACUCAACAAAGUCAGUGUGUGACCAAAUGUGUCCCUCAGCAAAGUGCCACCAAGUGUGUCCCCCAGCAGUCCAGUGGAGUGAAGAUCUCCAGCCACUCCAAGAAAUACUGCUCGGCCCCCAAGUGGCCCUGGUGACCACCAGGGCGUGUGACGAGGACAAUCCCUGGGAAUUCGGCGUUUGGGUUCUUUAUCUCCUCCUGCUCCCAUCCGUGUUAUCCCAGUUUUCCGGCGUUUCCCUCCCGUUCUGUGGGGACAUUCCAGAUGCCUCUAGCUCCUUCCUCGAUGGUGGGAUGGGACCGAAUUCCCACAGAAUUCCAAGAAAUGGUGAUUUU